Messenger RNA from Anthostomella pinea, 909 nucleotides. NCBI's taxonomy places the organism in Eukaryota, Fungi, Ascomycota, Sordariomycetes, Xylariales, Xylariaceae. The record is from the annotation of a GenBank genome assembly.
AUGCAGCUCUCCGCUCUUCUCGUUGCAGGCCUCUGUGCCGUGCCCUCUGUCCUUGGUCACGGCGAGCCAAACACGGCCGCAGCUAUCGCUCACCGCGAUGCCCACAUCAAGCGUUCAGUCCAGUCACUGGGCUCAUGCGCCAACAAGCUCGUUGGCCGUGGCGUCUCUAUUGAGCGUCAGGCCAAGACUAGUGCUUUCGUCAACAGGUACCUCGCUCGCCGUGGCUUGGAGGGGGGCUUUGAGGCCGCGCCGUCCUUGGCCAAGAAGCAGUCUACCUGCGUCCUCUCUCCCGAGCAGGAGGAAGGUCCAUUCUAUCUCGAUGGCGAACUGAUCAGGGAGGACAUCACUGAGGAUGAAGCCGGCGUCGACCUGCUUCUUGACGUGACGGUCAUCGAUGUCAACACUUGCGAGCCGCUCUCGGGCGUCAUGCUCGACUUCUGGAGCUGCAACAGCACGGGCACGUACUCUGGCUAUGCGCAGGAGCAGACCACGGGUCUGACAUGGCUUCGGGGUCUGCAAGUGUCGGACGACGAUGGCGUGGUGCAGGUUACGACCAAGUUCCCGGGCUGGUACGGUGGAAGAGCGCAGCACAUCCACAUCAAGGCGCACGUUGACUACACGAUUGACGACGAGACUGAAACCAUCACUGGCGGUACAGUCCCGCAUACUGGCCAGAUCUUUUUCGACCAAGAUCUCCUAACGACCGUCAACGCUGUCGCGCCCUACACCUCGGACACUAACCCCUUCACCCUCAACGCCGAUGACCGCGUCGUCACCCAGCAGGCUAACUCGACCGACGGCUACGACGCCUUUGUCGACAUCACCCUGACCGGCACCGACGUCACGGACGGGCUGCUCGGGAGACUUACCAUUGCCAUCGAUUCGUCGGCCACACCGGGACCGGCUUAG